AUGUUCAUUAAAACUUCGGCAGGAGGGAAGCGCGGACUCCGGCCGCCCGGCGCGGCGCGUGCAGACCCCCGGCCAGGUCACCAGCAGCGCGGCACUGCCACCUUGUGGGCGCCUGCCGCCCUCCCGGGCGCCGCGCGGAGCCUUGCAGUCUGCAGGGGCUGGCGGCCGAGAGCUCGGAGCCCGGCGCGGCUCACGCCAACCCCGCAGGAACGCGCCGAGGAGCCGAGCCGCGGGAGCCCGCGGGGGCGGGGCCGGGGGCGGGGCGCGCCGGCGCCGAUCACGUGGGUUAGCAACAGGCAGCAGCCAAUGGGAGCGCGAAUCAGGCGGUGCGUGUGCUCGGAGCCCGCGGCAGGGGCCCGGCGGGAGUUGAAGCAUCCCUGCGCCCCGGGGCGGGAUCGGGACGCGAAAAGGCUCCCUAAAUGGGUGCGCCUUUCGUGCAGGGAGCCCCUGGCGGCGGACGGGCGCGCGAAAGACAGAAAAUAG
Messenger RNA from Rangifer tarandus platyrhynchus (Svalbard reindeer), 483 nucleotides. The record is from the annotation of a GenBank genome assembly. Lineage: Eukaryota; Metazoa; Chordata; Mammalia; Artiodactyla; Cervidae.